GUCUACUCUCUACACGUUCAACUUUAGAAGAGAGGUGUAAAUAGAUGGCAAGUUUCAGUUAACGAUAUCCAGGUGGGCGUGCAUACGCCGUUGAUAAACACCCAAGAUGCUCGACAUUUAAACUCAAGGCGACACGUAUAAACUCCCUAGCGUUUGAAAGAAUCCGACCGUUUCAUUUCCCUAUCUCAAAGGAUUUUCCUUUUUCUUGUUGAAGUCUACAAAUUCUACUGAUUCUGUUUGUUCACCGUCGACCUCUUCUUUGGUUCUCUCUCUCAAUUGAUUCUGUUAGUUUUUUCAUUUCAAGCUUGGCUAGUGACGACUUCAUCCUGAAAAAGGAAGCUCCUCCUACUUUUAGGAGGUUAUAACAGUUUAGGGAACAUAUUCUGGAGAGGAUUUUUCAUGUGUGGCAGUUGGAGCCCACAGCUUCAUCAUUCUGUCAAAAACUAUGGAAUGUGCUGAGGAAACAAAUUCUUCAUUCGUUGGGGUCAGUGAUGGUUUUCAGAAAAUGCAACCUCUUUCUGGGAGGACCAGGGGUCCAACGAGACGUUCCACAACAGGAAAAUGGACGGUUGAAGAGGAUGACAUGCUGCGUGAGGCUGUUCAGUGUUAUAAAGGAAAGAAUUGGAAAAAAAUAGUGGAAUGUUUAAAGGAUCGAACUGUGAUACAGUGCCAACAUAGGUGGCAGAAGGUUUUGAAUCCAGAAAUUGUCAAAGGUUCUUGGACAAAAGAGGUGAAGCAUUAUGGGUGUUUCUGGUUCCCAUGUCAAUUCCUUACAUCAGAGGAUGAAAAAAUGAUGAAAUUGGUGAAAAUAUAUGGACCAAAGAAAUGGUCCAACAUUGCCAAGCAUUUACCUGGACGCAUUGGAAAACAAUGCCGGGAAAGGUGGCAUAACCAUCUGAAUCCGGCCAUCAACAAGGAGGCAUGGACUGAGGAAGAGGACUUGGCUUUAAUGCAUGCUCAUCAGAUACAUGGGAACAAGUGGGCAGAAUUAACAAAGUUUUUGCCUGGAAGGACAGAUAAUGCAAUUAAAAAUCAUUGGAAUUGCUCAGUGAAAAAGAAAAUGGACAAAUACAUGGCAUCAGGUCUACUUGCACAGUUCAAAAGCCUGCCUGAUGUCAAUUAUCAAAACCACUCACUGCAUUCAUUGUCUUUGGGAGCGCAAGAUAGCAAUGGAAAUGACAGUGGUGUAGAACAUGGAAAAGAAACAGAGGAAAUUACCGACUAUGCUAAAACUUCAACUGUUAUCGACUACUCUCAAUCUGCAAAUAGGACAGCUAAUGCAGUUCCAUCUACAAGAGAAGAAUUCCAAAUGAAUGAGGAGUCAAUCCAAGGGAAGGGGCAGCAUAUUAGUCUAGUAUCAGAUUCCAACCGAUGUCACAACUCUGCUGAAGGUGUCAGUUUUUCCCUUCCAGAAAUGCCUGACCAACCCAGAUUCUCCAAGGUCCUUGGGAAAAAUUUAUCAUAUGAUGCUGGAACAUUUGAAAGUAGGGAUUGGCAGUUUGCUUUGCAAGAAUUAACUAAUAUUUCUUCACUUGAUCUGGGCCAGGACUUGAUCAAGGUAUCAAAACAUUGUAUAUGUGCUAGUGGAAACCAUGAAAUGCUACCUGGCCCAGUACUAAACGCUGUGGGGUUAACUUCUAGUGUAAUGCAAAAUGUGGAGGCUUGUUCUGAUCAGCCUGUAAACAUGCUGAUUUCUAAAUGUGAUUGCUGCCCAGUCAUUUUCCCUGAGGCAGAGAAUCAUGAAUGUCUUUCCUUCAGAGAUCAUUUAGACUGCUCAGCUAUCUGUAAUUUGGAUGGGUGUACAGAUUCAUUACAUUAUCAAUCCUCUAACUCUCAAAGCUCUGAAAUUUCAGAAACCUUAGCUUCACAAUCAAUUCAUCCUCUGAGAUCUGAACUGUUGGGAACUUCAAGCUGUCAAACUUCUCUGCCUGUUGCACUUCCUGAUGAUGAUAGUACACCAAUAUUUGGUAGUGAACCCAAUCAUUUAAAUGAUGCUUCACUUGGAACUACAGAACAGGAGCCUGUUACAUGUUCACAGGCUGGUUUUAUCCAUACCAAUGACUCUGCUAGUUCCCCUUGUGAUAAUGGUACAGAUAGCUUUGGUCUGCAUAUCCAACCAGACAACAAGGAAUCUUCAAGAUCAGUUCAUUUGGUUGCUUUUGUCUCAGGGCCAUCAGAUAUCAUGAAAAAUUUUCUUGCCACAGAUGAAAAACCAAUCAUGCAUACUGAACAAAUAGAUUCAGGAGACAUAUUUAAUGAGACUUGUUGUUUUCCAAGCUUGGAUGUUCCUUUCUUCAGCUGCGGCCUUAUAGAAUCUGAUAGCAGUCACCAGCAAGAAUAUAGUCCUCUUGGUGUCCGGAAACUGAUGAUGUCUCCUAUGGACUGCUUUUCUCCACUUGGGUUAUGGGAUUCACCAUCUCAGGAUGUCAGUCAUGAAACUGAUCUGAAGAAUGCCGCCAAAACCUUUGCAUCCUCGCCACACAUUUUGAAGAAGCGACACCAUGAGUUGUUGACACCUUCAUCACAAAAAAGAUGUGAAAAAAAACUUGGGAAUGCCAUGAAUCAUGGGUUAUAUUGCACAAAUAGCUUGACAAGAGAUUUUUCUUGUUUAGAUUUGAUGCUUGGUGAGAAUGGUGACAAAGCAUCUUUCGUUUCUCCAAAAAAUAUCCAGAAAAAGAACUCCAGACCUUGCAUGGAAGACAAAGAAAAUUUGAGUUGUGCACCUGAAAGAAAAAAAGAAUGGAGAAAUGAUGCUGCACUUUCCAACCAUGCAAUUCCAGGGAUGAACUUUGAUCGAAGUUGUCCCUCAGACAAGAUAGAGAAAAGUUCCAAUGUUCUUGCUGCUGAGGCUAAAGUUGAUGCUGAUGCUGCUGUCAAAGUUGUGAAACAAUCUUCUGGAAUCCUUGUUGAAGACAAGAAUGACCUUUCAUCAUUCUCUCCUGAUAGAGUUGUACAUAAAAUGAACAGAGUUCUAUGUCCUAGUGCUAGAACUCCAGAAAGUCCAAAUUCUAGACAGUUGGAGGAGAUUGUUCAUUCUGAAUUCUUAUCUGGAAAUUCCUCCUUUUCUGUUAUUGUCUCUCCAACUGCUCAUGGAAAGAAGAAUGGUAGUUGUUCAGGUUCAGUUACACCUGUCAAAUCUGCUCCUUCAUUAACUCCACUCAAGAUCAUGUCUGGAAGCUCUGGGAGUGAUGCUGGUAUUGACAGCAUGUUCUGUGAAACUCCUUACAAAAGAGGAAGUGAAUCUCCUUCAGUACUGAAUUCCCCAUGGUUUAUUAGCUCUUUCCUUCCUGGCCUAAGAACCGGCACAAACAUAACGACUGAGGAUAUAAGGAAUUUUAUGAGCCCUGGCGGAGGAAGCUAUGAUGCCAUUGGGCUGAUGGGACACUUCAACGAUGUAGCUGACUGCCCAAGAAGUUUCGGGGAGUGAGAGUCCUGAACGGAUGUAAGAGGAAAGGCGAACAUCUGGAUGGUUCUAUGAAGAUCGUAAGAUCACUCCUUGCUAUCGGAGCAAUUCAAGAUGGUGCAGCUUAACACAUGCAUUACAUUUCAGUUCUGUUGGAACAAGAGGGACUGGUUUUGGAGAAUUACUUCCAUACCUUAGAAUCUGUAACUGGAUUGUUGGAGACAGUUAAGGAGGAUUUUCUGAGUUUUUUCAGAAUUUACUAACAAUGGAGCCAAUACAACUUUCAUCACUCUUUAUGAAAGUUUGGUAACGAGUCCAUAUAAGAUCAUAGCCAAGGUGUUGUCCCAUCUCUUUAUAAGAAGGUACUAGAUGAGACCAUUCAUCUUUCUUAAUGAGGCUUUGUUGAGGGUAGACAGAUUUUAGAUGUAGUCUUUUCUGCAAAUGAAAAAAUGGAUGAGAAAAGAAGCUUAGGAGAGGAGGGGGUCGUCUUCAAGAUUAACUUUGGAAAGGCAUAUGAUUAUGUGGAUUGAGGUCUUCAAAACCAUGGUUUAGAAAGAAGAGGUUUCAAUCCAAAAUGAAGGUCAUGGAUUUGUUAGUGCUUUAGUUAGUUUUUCUGUUUUAGUAGUGGAAGUGCCCAGAGGGUGGGUUAAGGCAACAAGAGGAAAAAGGUAAUAUAACCCACUUUCACCAUUUCUUUUUGCUAUUAUGGCAGAUUAUUGAGUAGAUUAAUGCUUUAUCUGAGGAUAGUGACACUCCAAUACACGCUUUAUAGCAUACAAUAAUAUGCUUUGUCUGUCAUUCUCUAAUAUAAUUUGGAAAUAGUUUACUUACUUGCAGUUUGAGGAGAUCGAGUUUUGUAAGAGGGAGGGAGAGAGAGAGAGAGAGAGGGCACCAACAAGGAAACAAGAUAGGUUAUGUUUUUAAAGAACAUUUCAAUCAUUCCUGUUACUGGGGAUAGGGAAGGAACUAAUCACAAAAAAGCAGUAUUUCUCUCUCUUUCAUUUGAUAAUUUAGAGAUUAAAAAUGUUGGAAGGAGUAGCAGAAAUGGAGGAGAUGACCAGUUAAAGCUCUUGAGCUUGCCAUGUUUUAAUUGCAAAUUUGUUGUCCACAUGUUUAAUUGAACUCGUCUCCCCUGUUCCCCUGUUUUUGUUUUUUCUCCCCAAUUUUUUCAGAGACAAUUAAGAUAUUUACAUGCACUUUUUCUCAAUUCUUCUUGCGGGCAUUUGAAAAUGAUGGCAACACGAGGAGCCUUCCAACAUCUGUCAUCUCUUCAUUAUUCAUCUAGUCUUCAUUAAGACCUUUGUACUUUCACGUAUGUAAUACUCACCCAGUCUUUUAUUUUGCAUCCAUAUCAAAUUUAUAAAGCUCGCUCGUUUUUCAGGUGUAGCAUGCAGUUUUGAUUACACUAUCUGCAUUGUUUUUCGGAUUUCUGUGUGUGUCGUAUGCUCAUCCAAUCUGUUGUUUUGUGUUCAUAUCAAAUUUAUAUUGAUUUUAUAUAUAUAUAAAAAAUUAUUUUAUAUCAAAUUCAGUCUGUGUUUCACCCAACUGGUACCUUCAACUCAUCAUUUUUUUUUUUUUUUCAUUUUCCUUUUAAUGGUAGCCUUAUUAUUAUUACAGAGAAAAGAUUUAGGCUAUGUUUGGUUUUAGAACAAUAACUUUAUAAUACAUAAACUUCUACCUAAUUUUAAUGAUAUUUGUUUUUUUUAUUUUUUAUAAUGAAACUAAAUAUGAGAGGAUCAUUUUUCUUAAUAUUUCUUUUAUUUCCUUAGUACCUUUUGGAAAUAAAAUAUAAUCUCGAGAUAACAUUGAUAACAUUGAUAUGAAGAUAUCUUUUCAUUGAAUUUGAAUUUGAUGAAAGGUAUAAUGCAUUGGAUAUUUUUUUCAUUUCAUUCAUUUUGAAGCAUUAUUUAAAAUAUUACUUACAAACAAGAUAUUGUAUCCAGGUUGCAAAUUCCACAAAUUCAUCAAGGCAUAAGAUGAUUAAGGCUGCAAAUUCUACAAAGAAAAGCCAAAAGGAAGGGUGUACAAAAGCUAUAGAUUGGGCACAUCAACAAGUAUAUUUGUAUUAGUUUUUCCUUUUGGACCAGCUUUGUUGAGUUGAGGAGACUAUAAUCUCUCACACUUUGGUUGCUAUUUAAUUUGAUGUGAUGCAUUGUUGUAAACUCAUAUAUAUUUCGUUGGGUUAUUUGAUUAAAAUGGAUGAAAUGUUCCCGAUUUGUAAACCUUUUUACUUUUUUUCUCAGAGAUGUUAUAAAGUUUGGCUUUGAAGUUAA
Molecule: messenger RNA, 5676 nt
Organism: Vitis vinifera (wine grape)
Lineage: Eukaryota; Viridiplantae; Streptophyta; Magnoliopsida; Vitales; Vitaceae
Product: transcription factor MYB3R-1
Exons: 13
Coding region: 446-3427 (993 amino acids)
Biological process (GO): regulation of DNA-templated transcription
Cellular component (GO): nucleus
Molecular function (GO): DNA-binding transcription factor activity, RNA polymerase II-specific; RNA polymerase II cis-regulatory region sequence-specific DNA binding
Source: RefSeq, a predicted model, not a curated record